AUGGACUUUUGCGAGUCACCUUCCUUUAUAAGAACCAUUAAUCAGAUCAAUGUACACAAUCCCACCACGAUUGUUCUACCAGACUUGCCUCGGAGAUCACAUAUUGAAAAGUUGAAGUUUGUUGUACACUCCAACGAUAUUGCAGAGCAUUUGGAAGGGGCCAAUUCGUCGUUGUUGAGGCAGGUUAGGGAAAUUUUAACCCACGAAAACACAAGCACGGCCACGGCUCUCAUAAACCACUACAUUUGUGACGACGUGAACCCAGCAAGAACGGGGCUGGAGCUUGCCCAGUUGAGAGCCAAUGCAGUGAAGAAUGGGAUCAAUGGGCUUUUGGAUGUGUCACGGAGCGUUAGGGAAACGAUUUUAGAGCAAGUUUCCGAGUAUGUCCAGAAUCUCUCACUUGAGCACAACUUGGCGCUUGACUACAGGUAUGAAAGCUGCAGAGGUUUCUAUUUGAGAAUCAAGUUCCAAAAUGAUUUGAGAGCUCCCGAGAUCCCCAAUGAGUUGGUCAAUUGCGUUGAAAAAAAGAAUAUGCUUGAAUGCACUAGUGUCGACUUGUUGAAGCAAAGCUCCAGACUCCAUGAGAUUUUAUCAGAAAUAACAACGUUGAGCACGAUAAUUUUGCAAGACUUGUUUGAGCAGUGUCGCGAAAAUGCGCCCAUCUUUCUCAUGAUUUCCGAAGCCGUUGCCACGCUUGAUCUAUUGUGCUCUUUUGCCGAGUUUAUUUCCGCGCAGAAACAGUGCUACGUGUGUCCUGAGUUUGGCGACUAUCUUCAUGUGCGCCAGUCACGGCAUCCGAUCUUAGCGGAAAAGAUACCUUGCUUUGUACCAAAUGACUAUUCCUGCGUGCCAGAGAUUUCCAGAUUCCAAAUAAUCACGGGUGCCAACAUGAGUGGGAAAUCUGUUUAUCUCAAGCAGUUGGCUUACAUCGUCAUAAUGGCGCAGAUGGGGUUGUACGUGCCGGCAGAGUACGCGACAGUGCGUAUUCAAAAAAGCUUGCUCUCGAGAAUACCUUCGGAUACAGCUGAGAUUAAUGUUUCUUCAUUCUCCAAUGAGAUGAAUGACAUGAAAAGAAUCGUGGCUAAUGCAAACAGGGACAGUUUGGUAUCGAUUGACGAGCUUGGAAGAGGCACAAGUCUCAAGGACGGAUUUUUCAUCUGCUUGGCAACAUCGACCCAUUUUCAAGAGGUUGCGGAAAUAUUGAGCAACAAAUCGUACGUGCUAGCGUCUCAUAUGCAGAGUGUCGAAGUGAAUGGAAAGAUGACACUAGUGUACAAGUUGCAGCCGGGGGAAUUAGACCUCACGGGCUAUGGAAUCAAGCUUGCCGAGUCGUCGAGACUACUUCCCGUGGAUAUGAUUCAAAGCUCCAAGAUUAUAGCUGAAAAGCUCCGCGCUCGUGCUCAAAGCCCGGAAAAUUCGGCAGACAAGUUGCUUUCAAGGAGACGGAAAUUGAUCUGGGAGCUAUAUUUUGCCUUGACUCAGGUGUACAAUUUGAAUUGCAAUCCGACUUAUAAGAUUGAUUUGUUGAGAACGCCACAGGCAAGAUUUGUCGAAGAAAUUAGCGGUGGGCCUCUGGCGUCGUAG
Messenger RNA from Lodderomyces beijingensis, 1584 nucleotides. The record is from the annotation of a GenBank genome assembly. Lineage: Eukaryota; Fungi; Ascomycota; Pichiomycetes; Serinales; Debaryomycetaceae.